AUGCGCACCCAUACAGCCUUUCGACGUAUGAGCUGGAUAUUGUCUGUGUCCGUCAACCACCACGCUACAACUACGUUUUGCGCCAACAACGUCUCGCGCAUAAACCGCCACCGCGUCCUCGAGAAAAGGCUAUACAAACACAAUGGGGAAGCGCAAGAAGUCGUCACGUGGUCCCCAAGGGCCCAAGAGGACAAAAAGGCUGGUGUCGGUCAGCUUGACUGUCGCAUCUGCGGCCAGAAAUUCCAGUGCGCUGUCAACUCCGCGGUCGAUGUUUACGGCGAGUGGGUGGAUGCAGCAGAUGCCGUUGCAAAGGAAGACGAGCCGACAGAAGGAUACUCGGGCACAUCCAGACCCUCUGGCUCACGACGCACAUUAACGAGCCGAGAAGACGACGAUGACGACAGGCAAUAUCAGGGAGAUGGGAUCGUGGGCGACGAUGAGGCGGUUUGA
Molecule: messenger RNA, 450 nt
Organism: Geosmithia morbida
Lineage: Eukaryota; Fungi; Ascomycota; Sordariomycetes; Hypocreales; Bionectriaceae
Product: Transcription elongation factor Elf1 like
Exons: 4
Coding region: 1-450 (149 amino acids)
Source: RefSeq, a predicted model, not a curated record